Molecule: messenger RNA, 6961 nt
Organism: Labeo rohita (rohu)
Lineage: Eukaryota; Metazoa; Chordata; Actinopteri; Cypriniformes; Cyprinidae
Exons: 3
Coding region: 1489-3579 (696 amino acids)
Source: RefSeq, a predicted model, not a curated record
UAACUAGUAAAGUAACGCAUUACUUUUUAAUUGACAAGAAAAUAUCUGAGUUACUUUUUUCAAAUACGUAAUGCUAGUUACUUUUUUAUUGAUUAAAAGCUCUGCUUUCCCCAUGUUGAGAGAAAUCGGGAGCAAGAUGUUAGUUCUAGAAUAAUUAUAAACAUGCAUUAAUUCAUCUCACUCACAAAAAACAGAUUCAGUAUUCCUUAAGAUUAAUAAAAACAGUGAAACUCAGAAUAUGACGCAAACCUGCAAUAAUAUAAUACAAACCAUACAACCAUACUAAUAAGCAAAAAUUACUCAAGAUAAUCUAACAUUUGUUUUUCUUUUUUAUUGCUGAAGAGUUGAUAUUUUUCUUCUGUGUUCUACUGUACAGACGUCAACUUACUUUUUUCAAAGCCUGAGGCUUUUGGUGUGAAAAGGCUUUUACAUUUGCCAAAAAUAGAACUUUUUAUAUUGAAAACAAACAAGCCCUACCCAUUUUUUUUUUUUUUAAAAAAGGAACACAAAAGUAAAGUAACGCAUUACUUUCCAUAAAAAGUAACUAAUUAGUUACUUUUUUAGAGAGUAACUCAAUAUUGUAAUGCAUUACUUUUAAAAGUAUCUUUCCCCAACACUAGUAACCAGUUUCCAUAAACAUACCAUAAUGACUAUAGUUCCUGUAAAAUUAACCAUUUAACCAAACUAAUAUAAAAGCUCAUGUAAAGAGUGUAAGAAGCUUUCAAAAUCUUUUUGUCAUUUUUUUUUUUUUUUUUUUUUUUUAAGGGUUAAAGAAUUAAACAUUACGCUUUUGUAUUGGCUUUCGUUCUGAAAAUGGUUUUGGGAAGCCACUGGUUUCAAAACAUUUUAACCACCACCACGGUGUAAUUAAAAUACAUAUUCUUUAACUCUCUUGGCUUUUAUUUUCUGUUUUCAUGAGAUGCUAAAAUUAAUCAGAACAAGCAUUUGAUGCUCACAUUUUACGAUCUGAUAUAUUAAAAUGCAUUUUUGCUUCACUUUUGCUAACAAAAACACAAUUAUGCAGCCCUUUUUUUAUUUUAAGCAUAUUUGGAAUUAAUGCAAAGGACAAAAUAAGUAAUUGCUUUAAACACAUGUUGCAAUUUUUCCACUGCUGUAGUGCAAGUUCAGUCGUCAGGUUAACAUUCCGAUAUAAACGUCUUUUUCGCCAUGACUACAGCCUGUUAUUGAAUAUACCGGUGCAUAUUUUGACGUAAAUAUUUAGUUAUGCAUGGUUGUGUAAUAAAUGAAUAUAAAUUUCAUACAUGCACAUUGAUGCCAUAUCAUAUAUCUCGGACACGUACUUCCGGUGAUAGCGGAAGUACCGCCGCACGUCCAUUAAAAGCAAAAUUAAUGGCUUUUGUAUAAAUACUGUCAAAUAUAGAAGAACCGCGGACAAAUGAAGAGUUCGCACUGACAAAUGAUGCUUAACAUCGAACAAAGAGGCAGCGAGCACCGUACGUGAGCGGACAUUGGAGUUGUUUCUCCCGAAUGAAGGGGAGGAGGCUCAACAUGGAGGACUGCUUGCACACUUCCUCUGACAACCUGGCUAAGCUGGUGAAAUGGGCCCACAGUCACGGCACGAUCUGCACCUUGAUCCCGAACCUCAAACACAUGCUGAACGAGGGCUCUCACGGAUCCCUGACGGCCCUGUGGGGCUGCAGCGCAGGUCACGCCUACCACUGGCCCCUCAACACCACCUGCAAAAAGGCAAACAAGGAACGCAACCAAGAAAGCCGAAGCAUCAACACGGAGAGCAUGAUUCAGGCGGUCGCCGUCAUGCAGAACACCUCAGAGCGCUUCCUCAGCGGUGGCGGGAAAAACAAGAGCGAUUCCGGCCAGGGCGAUUCCAGUCAGAUUCACGACUCGUGCGACAUUUCCAACUGCAGCGAACCCUCGGAGAUGGACGACAAUGGCGAGGAAUACAACAGCCACCUGUACGACAUCGUCUGCGAGUCCUCGGCUACCGACGAAGACGGCGACUCUGAAUUCAACCACACUUCGAACAUCACGCACAGGAAAAGAUCUGGAAAAGGCCCGGGAAAUGAGGACAGCACUGACCCGGCGUUGAAGAAAAUCAAACAAGAGAGAGGCGAAGACUACUACAGUGUUGCCAAUCCUCAGAUGCCAAGCAGCUCGGACGGUAACCGCUCUACUGGAGGCGUUACGCAGUCGCCCAAGCCGAACCUUCAAAACAGACCGUCAUCCAGGUCUUCGAUGUCCCAGAAGCCUUCCUCUGUAGACGGGGACUCUAUGACAGUGUCCUCGUCUCCGUUAGACAACUCCCCUUCGUCUAUGAUCAAACCAUUGCGUGCGCCUUUCCACGCUACCCAGAAUAAAAUGCACAUGAACUCGAACCCAGCAUGCAGUCAGAGUAUGGCCACCUUGCCCCAUGCGGGAAGGAUUGACGCUAUGGGGGUGCUUCACAGGGACGAGUAUCCCAGGUCUUCUUUGUCUUACGGAGAGGCUUCCAUGGGUGUAAACCCUGAAAUGGAUCUUCUAGCAGCGCAAGCACUUAAUACAGAAGCUCGAACGGACAACACAGCAGACAUGGAUGAGCGAGCAUACCGAGAACAGAAUGAGAAGACCAUUCGCAGCACCCAAACAGCUCUUCGCAACUUUCGGGACUUCCUGGUUUCUAAGUAUCCAACCGAGACCAGAGAGAUAUACUGCAUCCCCUGCCAAGAGCUGGACAUCUACUUGGCUUCCUUCUUCGUGGAUGCACGCCAAAGGGAUGGCUCGGAGUAUGAGCCCAACAGCCUUGCCAACUACCAGUGUGGCCUGGAGCGUUAUCUGAAGGAGCAUCACUACGCCUACAGCAUUACAAGAGACCGGGAGUUCCAAAGAUCCCAGGAUGCCCUCAAGCAAAAGCAGCUGGAGCUCAAGUUCAAAGGCAAAGGCAACAAACCCCACAAGUCAAUGAAGCUGACUCUUGCUGACGAGUUGCUCCUAAGGAAACGGGGGCUUCUGAGUCGCUUCAACCCUGAGGGUCUGCUUAACCUGGUGUGGCUCAACAACACUAAGGCUUUUGGCCACUGUACUGGCUUCCAUAGCUCCACACUCAAAUGGGGUGACGUGCUCUUGCUUACCACAGAAACAGGACUAGAGUGUCUAGAGUGGACCUACCAGGAUUUUACUGACCCUAAUGCCAGAAACCGAAGGUCCACGACAGAGUUCCGCAUCUAUGCUACCCCACAUGCUCCUCAAACCUGCCCUGUUCAGGACUACAAGGAAUAUGCUCAGCGCAGACCUCAAGCAAUGCUCUUUGAAGAUGCACCCUUCUACCUGUCCAUCAAGCCUGUGGUCAACCUCGCCGCCCUGCACUGGUACAACUGCCAAGCUCUAGGAAAGAACAAAUUAGCAAAGAUGGUGAAGACCAUGUGUGAGAAAGGUAACAUUCCAGGGAGGAAGACCAAUUUCAGUGUUUACCAGAGUUGCAGCACCUUGUCCGAGGCCCAGAGCAAUCAGCUAGUCCUCAUCUGCAAUGACCUCAGGCAACAAGCCGUCCAGUCAGGGAGUUCCCAUCCUGGCAGCACCAACUUCGUCAUUACUGGUUCUUUUGACUCUUCUGACUCUGCUUAAUGUUGAAGUGUAAGUUUUGAGCAACUAGUAGCACCAAACCGAUCUGCUGUUUCCAAGCACUUUCCCAAACUCUUCUUCCGUCUUCCAUUUUGUGGACAAGUAGGUAGUCCUGGCUCAAAUGCAUGGCAUUCGUUGGGCAGGUUGUUGAUGUUUUGGACAGCUUAAACCAGGGCUAUCCAAACUCUGUCCUGGAGGGCCGGUGUCCUGCAGAGCUUCUACAACUUGCCUCAACACACCUGCCUGGAAGUUUCUAGCGUGCCUAGUAAAACCUUGAUUAGCUGGUUCAGGUGUGUUUUAUUAGGGCUGGAGUUAAACACUGCAGGACACCAGCCCUCGAGGGCCAUCCCAAAUGCAUGGCAUUCGUUGAGCAGGUUGUUGAUGUUUUGGACAGCUUAAACCAGGGGUCUCCAAAAUCAGUCCUGGAGGGCUGGUGUCCUGCAGAGUUUAGCUCCAACUUGCCUCAACACACCUGCCUGGAAGUUUCUAGCAUGCCUAUUAAAACCUUGAUUAGCUGGUUCAGCUGUUUAAUUAGGGUUGGAGCUAAACCCUGCAGGACAAUGGCCCUUCAGGACCGAGUUUGGAGACCCAUGGCUUAAAGUCAAGGUUCAGAUGAUUAGGAUGGUUCAGUUAGCCGCUGUUGACAGACGCCUUCGCCACGAGUUACCAACCUUCUGACAUGAAGUGCCAUUUUUAUUUUUUCCAUUUAAAAUGGUAUCCUUCCUGAUAUCCUUAUAUAUGCCAAGUGACUUUUUGGAGGACUCCUCAAAGCCUCAAAUGGACUUAUAUUUCUCCCCUGUCUGCUGCCUUCUGUGUCACUCAGGAUAGUCGCUUGCAAAGGGCUUGGGAUUAUGCGUGUUUUUGUGGUGCCAUCAGCCAAUCAGUUUUGUCAGCAUGUCACAAUGUAAUUUUGCAGUGGCUCCAGAGUUAUCAGUCACAUGACAUUCACAGCUCAAGUGGUUGGAUCAGAAAAAAAAUCUGUAUCUAGAACUGUCCAUGUACAAAAGGGGCUUUUACUCCAGAGUAACCUUUUCGUAGUUCCUAGAACUAGUGGCGGAAGUAUCCGCUUUUGGCAUGUUCACACUGCAGGAACUAAAAAUGGUUUUACUUCUAGGAACUGUUCAGGGGAACUAGUAGGGUCUAAAACAGAUCUAUAGGAACUACUGGUGACUUAAGUGUAUGCUGAUUGGCCAAACACAUACAAAACACCGGCUACCUGGAAUUUUUGAAAAGCUAAGUAAAAAUAUUUAUUCCACAAAUAUGGAAAACAACGAUAACAGCAUUUAGCUACCUGCUAUCUGCAGUGUUGUGUCUCGAUGAUAUGUAACACUGCAAGUUGUUGCAAGAGAUUUAGUCAGAUUGUUAUGCUCUUUCAAUCGCAUAUAUUGUGUGCUUACAUAUCACGAAACCCACGACACACAACAAAAACAGCUCCGAUCACAGCAUCCUCCAUUCACUGGUUGUUUCAUGUUUGUAAAUGCAGUGAAUAAAGACAACGCUGUCAGACACUUUAGAGUUCCCCCUGCCGGUGCGAAUUCAACCAGGAAAUAAACCCGAGGCGUAAAUUAGUUUUCUAGAAACCACCAUGCUGGCUAGUUCAUAGAACUGUACGCUGUGAAAGCCCCUAAAGAUAGUGGAUACUUCCAAAGGUCUUGCACCACCUGAGCAACUGCCAUUUGUGACCAUGGACCACAAAACCAGUCAUAAGAGUCAAUUCUUUGAAACUAAAAUUUAUACAUCAUCUGAAAGCUUUCUAUUGAUUUAUGGUUUGUUAUGAUAGGACAAUAUUUGUCUGACAUACAACUAUUUGAAAAUUUGGAAUCUGAGGGUGCAAAAAAAAAAAAAAAAAUCAAAAUAUUGAGAAAAUCACCUUUAAAGUUGUCCAAAUGAAGUUCUUAGCAAUGCAGAUUACUAAUCAAAAAUUAGGUUUUGAUAUAAUUCUGGAACAUGAUCUUCACUUAAUAUUAUAAUGAUUUUCGGCAUAAUUUUGAUCCACACAAUGUAUUUUUAGCUAUUGCUACAAAUACACCCAUGCUACUUAUGACUGGUUUUGUGGUCCAGGGUCACAUUUGGAUAAAUGGGAAUGCUAAUGGAUAGCUCUCUCUAGGUAUGGCUUGAAUAAACCAAGGAAAGGGCCACAGAGCCACUGUGUUUACACUCCUCAGAAUACCAGUAUACAAAUAGCUGCAUGGGACAGGAGAAAGUAUUUUACUGUUGGAAAACACACAAGGCAGCUUUAAAUUCAACUAUAUGAUUGUUAUAGGCCAUCGUUCAUGUUUCAGUGCUCUGUUCCUUUAGGUAAGCAUUAGCCAAGUCUUAACUGUUGUUUCCGUCAGUGUGUAUGAAACUAGGAUGUUGUCUUGUUGUCUUGAUUAUAUUGUAACUACACUUGUUUUAUGUGCAAUGCAAAAUAUUCAUUAUCCAACGCAGUAUUGACAACUAAGGCAUUUGGAUGCUAAUUUUGUGUUAUUGUAUUUUACUGUAUGUCAACAAUUGCGUGUUUGACGAUGAAGCUAAAAUGUCAAUCCAGUUAUUCCGUAUAUGUUGUGUAGACAUAUGAAUGUAGUGGAACGAAUCCUGCUAUCCUUCGUAUAUAUAUUCCUGUUUAGGAAAUGUUCUGUGUUAAUGUAGAUGUUCUCCUCAAUAGUAAGCACUUACCAGAUAUGUUUCAUUGUUAGAUACUGUUUGUGUUAGAUAUACUACAGAUAUGUGCCUGUUGAACAUAUGUGCCUGAUACUACAUAAUUUAUUCUAGAACAUACACAAGAAUUAUUUAAAAUUACAAUAACAAACAUGGUUACAAAUGAACAUGAGAAACCAAUAUACUAGCAUAAAUAAAGCAACCCUGUCAGACGAAUACAGAUUUUUUUUCUUUCUGGUUAUCUAAAAUGGCUCAGUUUUUAGAAGAAAUGAGUAACAUUUAAACUAUUUUGCAGCUCCAUUGUAAAAUUAGUUGUUGUGUUGUUAAACGGUGUUUUGCCCUUGGAAUUCAGAAAAAGAUUUUGUCUUUUUUAAACUAUUGUGGUCAUUAGAUGAUACUGGACCUGGAUCUUUUGGCCCAAUAAAAUAAUAAAAAAUAACAGAGGAAUUAUAUAAUAAACCAAUCACAUAUGUGACCCUGCACCACAAAGCAGUUGCACGGGUAUAUUUGUAGCAAUAGCCAACAAUACAUUGUAUGGGUCAAAAUUAUCGAUUUUUCUUUUAUGCCAAAAAUCAUAAGGAUGUUAAGUAAAGAUCACGUUCAAUAAAGAUAUUUUGUAAAUUUAUUACCGUAAUAUAUAAAAAACUUAAUUUUUGAUUAGUAUGCAUGGCUAAGAACUUCAUUUGGACAACUUUAAAGGCAAUUUUCUCAAUAUUUUUAUUUUUUUGCACCCUCAGAUUCCAGA